Gongylonema pulchrum is the source of this 381-nucleotide messenger RNA. Lineage: Eukaryota; Metazoa; Nematoda; Chromadorea; Rhabditida; Gongylonematidae. The record is from the annotation of a GenBank genome assembly.
GAUGGCGAUGCGAUUUUACUAAAUGUUCGUUGUUCGCGCCUUUCUGAUAAGGCGUCACUGCUUGCGGAACUACUAAAUCAGAAGGCGCCAACUAAUGGAGAUUUCGUUCCGCUGAUGCAUCAGCACAUAUCUUCCUUGGAAAGUGAGAUUUUCUACCACGCCGUUAGACUGUGCUCUGUGGAGCGACUUUCUCGUUUGGCGCAACUACAAACAGAUAUUGCGAAGGAGGAACGUAUGAUCGACCAGUACAUUGAUUUGCUAAAAAGUGAUAAAUUCGAUGAAAAUACAUCAUGUGACAGUGUCGACAAAGGAAUAGCAUUCUUCGAGGUCUGUUAUAUUUUAUCACUUGUCUUCCUGAUUUUCUUCUUUGCUGCAGACUAG